AAUUCAAUGGAACGCGAAGGACUUCUCGGUGACAUUAAGGAUAAUCAAUCGACAUCUACGAGUCGAAAUCGAUGCUACAUACAUGUGAUAACUGUUUUGUUAUUAUUGUUUUUUAUUGGAAUCCGGAAUCAUAACUGGAAACCAUCAACAACUGACCUAACAAAAGUGGCAGCGCUACCACCAGAAUCACUUUUCAACACUACUACUGAUGAAAACGAAGAUCCACUUUUUGCCUAUAAUUCGUUCGAUUGUCCCUAUGAAGAAUGGAAUCAGGUUACAACCACAAUCAUUCCUAACACCGAGGUUCAUGAAAACUGGAUGAGAUCCUGGAAACCUGAGAAACAACCGUUUCUCUAUCACACAAAACCCUCUGCAAUGUCAGCAUUUGCACAAAAGGAUCAGAUUGUUGUAGCACUAACGUCAGCUAGUUUGAUAAAUUCAACAAUGUAUUGCCGUUAUUACGAUUGUCGCAGAAGAGAAAUCAGUGACCCAUUUCAAAAUGUCAUUUUUCACAAGUCAACAGUUUUCUGUGCUCUACGGCCCAAUGCAAAAUAUAUUGCGGUUUCAGCGACUUCGGAUGAAACUCCUGAAUAUUCCGUUCCAAUCGUUCCCAGAAUAAACAAGCCACCUCACUACUUCACAGUUUGUAUGGCGCCUCUCUAUGGUGAUGAGCCUAAAUUUCUGCAAAUUGUGGAUUUUAUCGAAUACCAUAAACUACAAGGUGCCACAUUUUUUCAUAUCUACCUGAGAAAUGUCACAGAUUACGAUAGAAUGAUGCUGGAUGAGUAUGUCAAAACGGGAGACAUUGAGAUCAUAAAAAUGCAUGAUCAUUUUUGGAGAGCAGACUAUAUGUGGCAUGAUGUUCAAAUUAAUGACUGUCAUCAUCGCAGUAAAUACUUCUCGAAGUGGACAGCGCUGAUCGAUAUUGACGAGAGAUUGGAAAUUAGAAAUGAGCAAUUUAAGACAGUAGUUGACUAUUUAGACUCAAUCCACAAUGCGUCAAUUGCGAACCUUCGUUUCCGAGUGAAAUGGGUUAUAAAGGACAAUAAUACACCUGAAAGAUAUGAAAAUGAUAAACAGAUUACUGAUGAAAUGCUCUUCCACAAAUAUCAAAACACUUCCCAGCUCGGAAAUUUUUUUGAUCAGCCGAAGUGCAUUAUUCGACCGGAAAAUGUUGCAAUUAUGACCAUACAUGGGCCAUUGACAAUGUACAAAGGAGAGAGAAUAACUUCAGUCGACAAAGACAUUGGGUUUAUAAGACAUUAUCGAAGUGUGGAGCAGAGAGUUUUUCCGGGAGCCCUCGAAAGAAUGAUGAAACAUGCUCCAUUCAACAUUCUACCAGUGGAGCAGUGGAUUGAGAAAAACCUGACGGAAAAUAUAUUGAGCCGAGUCAAAUUGGUAUACGAUAUUGUUGAUGUGACGUGUGAGGAAAAGAUGAAAAUGUACAGCAUUGAAAAUGUUACGGCGCCUUGCUCAAUAGGGAAACAAGACCUGUUCACUAAAUUAUAA
This is a messenger RNA of Caenorhabditis elegans, 1509 nucleotides long. RefSeq names its product Glycosyltransferase family 92 protein (gene gtnt-34). The record is from RefSeq and is marked reviewed. Gene Ontology annotation, cellular component: membrane. Lineage: Eukaryota; Metazoa; Nematoda; Chromadorea; Rhabditida; Rhabditidae. The coding region runs from base 7 to 1509 and encodes 500 amino acids. Gene Ontology annotation, molecular function: glycosyltransferase activity. The transcript has 9 exons.